AUGAGUAUUUCUUUGUUCAUCGGACGCGCUGCAUCCUCAACACCAAUAGGCGCAUCAUGCAAGCGUAUCAACGAAACAUCCGCAAACUUCUCACUUACAGAGUUCGCUGAUUGGGAUGCUUAUGCUACAUUCAAUGAUUCUCUCAACGAAUCCGGAUGGGGCAGAUUAAAUAUCAGAGCCAAUCCAAAGUCAUCAUCCAAGGAUCAAAUGUUCUGCAUGGGCUAUAUUGACACAGCUAUUUCUGCCAGCCGUGUUUAUGAAGCUUACAAAUUGUACCGCGAAGAGAAUAAUGCUAAGGACGCUUGGCCAAAGGGCUGGGAAAACUGGAUCAACCAAAACAUUGAAUACAUCAACAAGCAAAUUCAAGUGAACCCACAAGACCCAUACUGGAUCGGAAUUAGCCUCAUUCGUGAGCAGUUCCGUGGUAUGGUCAAUGGUCUUCGCGAACACAGGCCAGAAGGCGAAGCGGAAAUUAAGGAAGUAGAUUUCUGGAUUUUCCAGUCCGCCGGUGACUUCGAAGAUAUCGACCAGGCCCUCAACCCAGAGAAGAUCCGCCGCGCUGAGCCAGAACUCCACGCCCACUGCACAGGCCUUCUCAAGUUCGCUCCAGACUACUCCGACAUCUACUUCGCCCAGGACACAUGGAGUGAUGUCCGUGAACUCCACGCCUACCUCAAGUCCUAUUCCUUCGAGGUUAAGGAAUUCAAGGCCAAGAACAUCGCCAUUUCUACACGUACUGGUCACCUUUCCUCUGUUGACGAUUUCUGGAUGGCCGAUACAAACCUUCUUGUCCUCGAGACAACCCUCCACUGCUUCAACCAGACACUCUACAGAAUCGGUGUCACGCCAAACUCUGUUCUCACAUGGAUGCGUGUUUACUACGCCAUGCUCAAGUCCGACAACGGCAAGGACUGGACACAGAACUUCAUUUUUGAAAACUCCGGCACCUACAACAACGAGUACAUCGUUCUUGAUGGCAACAAGUUCACACCAGGCCAGAAGCCAGUUUCUGACCUUGUCUGGAUGAUUGAGCAGCUUCCAACAACAUUCCACGCCGAAGAUAUCACAGACAAGUUUGUUGAACAAGGCUGGUUCCCAUCUAUCAACACACCAUACUUCGAAGACAUUUUCAACCUCGCCGACUACCCAGGCCAGCAGCAGCGCCAGCCAGCCAAGAAAGAUUUCUGGUCAUACUACGAGCAGCCACGCUACAAAGUCAUUGUCAAGCACGUCAAAGACAACACUACAUACAGCUUCUUCCAGCAACUCAUGAGAUGGAACAAGUACACCGACCCAUCUGAGCCAAACUACGGCGAACCAGCCCAGGGCAUCCUUGCUCGUUACGACCUCCGCCCAGAUAACGGCACAGCAUUCGGCAGCAAGGCAUCCUUCGCCGGCCUCGACUCCAAGACAGCCUCACUCAAACAGGCCAUGAAGCACUUCACAUUUGACGCGAUUGCCUCACCACAGUACGAGAACCUCCCAGCCUUCAGCUUCUCGAACUGGCCAGGCAUCUCCAACUACGGCUUAGUCGACACAUGGAAGUUCCCAUGGACAACAUUCGGUGCCAGCGAGAAGACAUGCGCCACCUUCAACAACUCUAAGGACUGCCUCGAUAUGCCAGGCUGCGGCUACUGCAUGCACACAGACAAGUGCCUCCCAGCUUUGUCUAAGGACAGACCAGCUUUCGGCUGCGAGUGCGAGGACGGAUGGAAGGUCAAGAUCUACCUCCUGCCUUUCGCAAUCCCGAUGAUCAUCACUUGCUCAUCGCUCAUAGUCGUAUUCCUCAUCGCUGUCUACGUAAUGGCAUAUUUCUACGCCAAGAAGAAGGCAGCUGCUAAUCCAAACUAUGAUAGUAUCAAAUAA
Trichomonas vaginalis G3 is the source of this 1866-nucleotide messenger RNA. RefSeq names its product phosphatidylinositol catabolic process. Gene Ontology annotation, biological process: phospholipid catabolic process. The coding region runs from base 1 to 1866 and encodes 621 amino acids. The transcript has a single exon. Gene Ontology annotation, molecular function: glycerophospholipase activity. Gene Ontology annotation, cellular component: extracellular region. Lineage: Eukaryota; Parabasalia; Trichomonadida; Trichomonadidae. The record is from RefSeq and is a predicted model, not a curated record.